Cooperia oncophora is the source of this 312-nucleotide messenger RNA. The record is from the annotation of a GenBank genome assembly. NCBI's taxonomy places the organism in Eukaryota, Metazoa, Nematoda, Chromadorea, Rhabditida, Trichostrongylidae.
AUGAAGCGUGGCCGACUAAAGUGGAAACGAAGAGAGGAUGAAGUUGAUGUCCCAUCCAAGUGCCCCAUUCAACUCUGGAAUGGUUCUGGUCUCAAGGUCGUGAUAGUAAUGGCUCUGGCCAUCUUUCCAUUUCUGCCUUCACUGAAUGGCGACUUCGUUUUCGAUGAUUCGGCUACAGUGCUCAACAAUCCAAUUGUGAAUGGCCGGAGCAGCAUCAAACAGGUACUAAGCACGGACUAUUGGGGUCAACCAAUCGCUUCACCGCAAAGUCACAAAAGUUAUCGUCCGCUCACUACACUAACCUUUUGGUGA